Molecule: messenger RNA, 1122 nt
Organism: Arachis ipaensis
Lineage: Eukaryota; Viridiplantae; Streptophyta; Magnoliopsida; Fabales; Fabaceae
Source: RefSeq, a predicted model, not a curated record
AUGAGAUAUGACAGGACCAAAGACCCUCAGGAACACCUCACCGCUUUUGAGGCAAGAAUGAAUUUGGAAGGGGUAGGCGACGCAGUGAGAUGCCGGGCAUUCCCUGUAACGCUAGCCGGCCCAGCGAUCCGGUGGUUUAACGCCCUCCCGCAAGAGUCCAUCACGACUUUCGCAGAUGUCUCCCAAAGCUUCCUGGCCCGAUUCACAACACGCAUAGCUAAGGCGAAACACCCGAUCAACCUGCUAGGGGUUACCCAGAAACCUGGGGAACCGACCAGGAAGUUCCUGGACAGGUUCAAUGACGAAUGCUUGGAAAUCGACGGCCUCACAGACUCAGUCGCCAGCCUCUACCUAACAAACGGCUUGCUAAAUGAGGAUUUUAGGAAACACCUCACGACCAAGCCUGUGUGGACCAUGCAGGAAAUUCAAAGCGUGGCCAAGGAAUACAUCAAUGACGAGGAAGUGAGUCAGGUCGUAGCAGCCAACAAACAGUCGCCCCCUAACCCACCACUUCGGCAGACCCCCCAGGUCGACAGAUAUAAGGAGUCCCCCAGGGACGGAACUUCAACCAAACAGCACAAGCAACCUCCACGAGUGGGAAGGUUCACAAACUACACUCCACUUACGGCGCCCAUAGUAGAAGUCUACCAACAAAUUGCAGACAAAGGAAUCCUAUCCAGACCUAGACCCUUGAAAGAGAGAACGGGAGGCAACAAAAACCUUUAUUGCGACUACCACAAGGGGUUUGGUCACAAAAGACAAGACUGCUUCGACCUCAGGGAUGCCUUGGAACAAGCCAUCAGAGAAGGAAAACUGAGCGAAUUCUCCCAGCUCAUCAGGGAGCCGUGGAGGCGGAAAAGAGAGCGCUCCGAGCAAGAUCGGAGCCGAGCUGUGAAGCCAAGGCAAGAGCCCCCAGGGGAUGCCACUAACCCCCCAACUUUUGUGGUCAACAUUGUAGUCGGACGAUACAGUCCCCCAAGUCCAAGUCGGCAACAAGAAGGGACACCCGGGUACUCUCCAUAUCAACAGAUGGCCUCGCCACCAACAAAAAGCACCCCACAAUAUCCUUUGGCCCAGAGGAUAAAUGGUUCAAUGAUCUCCCUGAAAACCCCCCAAUGGUAG